Lytechinus pictus (painted urchin) is the source of this 5765-nucleotide messenger RNA. RefSeq lists its product as uncharacterized. The record is from RefSeq and is a predicted model, not a curated record. Bases 544 to 1626 code for a protein of 360 amino acids. NCBI's taxonomy places the organism in Eukaryota, Metazoa, Echinodermata, Echinoidea, Temnopleuroida, Toxopneustidae. The transcript has 2 exons. Gene Ontology annotation, molecular function: protein dimerization activity; RNA polymerase II transcription regulatory region sequence-specific DNA binding; DNA-binding transcription factor activity, RNA polymerase II-specific. Gene Ontology annotation, biological process: developmental process; regulation of transcription by RNA polymerase II.
AGAUCAGCUGUGAAGAGAACCAGAACAUAACCUUAUUCACCGGAAAGGGACAACAGAGGAGGUGGCUUAAGAUAAUUAUCUCUUGCCGUACUCGUGUCACUUUCUUGGAGUAGGCUACAUUCAUGAUUACGAGAGAGGGUCAUUCGUGUAUUCAUUCGAUGUCAUGACUGUGACGAAAUAAAACAGAACAUUUUUUUCAUCAUUUUGUAAUUUCUGUUUACUUGGAGUUGGACUCCCCGCGAGGAAUGACACCGAUGUGUUGUGUUUAUUUCUGGACAGCUAGCUAGCAGGAAGAACAUACUCUGUUUGUCUUCAUCAUGUUCAUGGAGUUUGUGAACUUUUGACUUUCUUCAACGAAUGAAGAGCUAUUCUCUGUCUUCUCUUAGAUCUUGAAACAUAGAACGAGAUAUUUCAGAUGACAUUGGGACAUAGUCUGAAAGCUGUCAUUUGUCAGAGUUCUAUUUUGCUAUUGCCUUAUAAAAUCAGAACAAGGUUGUACGCUAAUUUUGUUUUUAAAAACGAAAAAUUUUGGAAUUGAAUACGAUGAGUAUUCAGAGCGAGUCGGUAGUUUUGCCGCCAGAAUUACAUACAUGCGGGGAUCAUAGAGGAUAUUAUGGUAGCUGCAGAUGUGAUGUAAACACUACAGUUAUCUCAUCUGACCAUCCUUUUGAAUAUCUCUCGCUUACAUCAAGGUCAAGGGCGAAUGACCAAGGAAUCGACAGUAAAUUCGAGAGUGGAACGUUUGCUGAACAUUUCGGCAGCGUUUCGAUAACAUCUAUGCCACAUCAUCAAGGUGAUCGUCUUCAUCAUCGUCCACCUCGUCAAGUGUAUUCUGACUGGAAGUUUAACAACGAGUCGAGAUCGUCUGGGGCUAGACAAGAAAGCCCGAAUGACGUGUUCGAAUGCAGUGCGAUGAUGGAUAGCGAGUCGUCCAGCAGCCCGGCAUCGUCAACCAGUCCAGGGUCCCUCGCGCCGCAUCGGAACAGUCCUUUCGGCGCGCACACCCUUUCCCAUCUCGAAGUCCUAUCAUCAAGCCACCACCACCCUCGGCAACAACCACAACAGAAACAACAACAGCAACAACAAAUCUGUGUCAUGAAUACCCAACAAGCCGUUAACCACCUCCACCAUAAUAACAACCACCAUCAACAUCAACCUCAUUUUCAACGGGGCCCGAAACGCCGAGCCGUCGACAACCAACCGGUGGACGACGCCGGCGUUGGCAACCGUAAGGAACGGCGACGAACGCAGAGCAUCAACACCGCGUUUGCCGAACUUCGAGAUUGCAUCCCGAAUGUUCCCGCCGACACCAAACUCUCUAAAAUCAAAACCCUGCGUUUAGCGACCAGUUACAUCGCUUAUCUGACUGACAUGGUUUCUAAAGAUGAUAAUAUGAAUGGUGAUAUGGAGUCAACUACCACCAUUAGUGGAAUGAUGCUCGAUAACAUCGGAGACGUGGCGUCCGCUAUGCCGAUGAUCCGGCAGGACUUCUCACUGACCUGCCGCUCAAUCAUAAAGGAUGCCGUUAAAAGUGAGAGUGCUGUGAGAAAUGACUGCGAGGCUAAAAGGAAGCGAAAUCGAACAGGCUGGCCCGAGCAUGUUUGGGCUCUGGAACUUCAACAUUGAUCGAAACCAAACCCGCAAGGUCCAUUUAUGGCAACAUUCUACACGGUUUCACCAUGAUUUGUGAUUACCUGUGUGUUAAAUGACUUUCAUCAUGGGCGACAGUAUCUUCAUCAUUACACGCAGAUAUAACUAAAUAUAAUUUAAAAAAUGAAUAAAGAAGGAGAAAGAAGGCAAAGAAUGUGCAUAACGCUGGCCCGGAACGCUGGAGAUCAGGCCUGAAACGUUAUGAGACACUGCGUGGCAGCUGUGAUUUCGAAUGCCCUUCCCUUAACUUUCCACAUUAAGAUAAUUGUAAACUCCCAUGAUUGUUGCAAGGUCACGGGAAGACAACGCGACGACGGGAAGACAAAAUGACAACUGGAAGACAAAAGGGCAACAGGAACACAAGACAUGAUAUCAAAUGCUUUCGAGUAAUGCUUGCCCCCAGAGAAUCGGCGGACGACGGAUAUCGUCAUGAUCGGAGGCUCGCCACUUUCGCCGCGGACGCUUUGAUCAAGUAGUUGCUUUGAUCAUGGACUCUACUACCAUGCUUUGAUGUUGAAGUGAUUGGGUAUCCUCAUAACAUUGUGAAAAAUAGUUCGCGUCAUUUUUCUUGUAUACAAUUAACAUCGAUAAUACCGCAACGUGGAACAUUGGCUCAAAGAAGAGUCGAAAAUAAAUAAACGUUGUUUGCGGUUGCUACAAAAGAAGAUGUUAUGAUUUCCUUAGAUGAUCAUGAUGAUGACGCAUGGAUCUAUUCUCGACCAUCACAUGCAGCCCUUCGUGGUAUUUUGCUAGCGCCAUUUACCAGCUUCAGAAGAAAAGGGGUGUGGUCAGUUGACUUUCUACUUUUAUCACGAUUUUCUCGUUAUUGCUACCACAUCUUUGUAACAGUUAGGCAAGAGAUCUAUCUGAACAUUAUACAUUUUGUUUGUCUGUUAUUUUUUGUUUGUUAAUGUUUGUUUUGAAGCGUUUUGUUUUUAUCUCAAGAAGUAACCGAUCCUAUUUUUGUAUACAAAAAGUCAAUCAUUAUUAAUAUUCAGAUUGCGAUAAUAAUAUAAAACAAUGUAUUUUUGUUUGAAAUUUAAGUCUCAGAUUCAGACAAUGGUCAAAAAAUCAAAAUGACACUUAAACGUGUGAAAAGGAUGAUACAUAUUGUGCCCGUUUCAAAAAGACUCUUGUUUAAACUAAAAAAAAUCACGCUUUUGAUUGGUCGAAAAUCAAGUUGUGAUCGAUUUUUUUGGAGUUGCGUUUGAUAGAAACUUUUUCUGGAACGGCCAUAUAGCCAGCGUUUGCCGAUGUACAUAUGGCAAGCCCUUCUAUCAUUAAAUCCAGUUUCUUGAUGCCAAUGAUUACUCUGUUAAAUUAAGAAUUCUAUUUCCGGAUACCUAUAAUUUAUUUGUUUAUGUCAAUAAUUCGAUUCCCUAAUACCAAGAGUGAAGUUCUUAAUUCUCAAGAAAUUGAAUCUUUGAAUCCCAUUUCUUAAAAACGAUAAAACAGCUCGUCAUGUUGACGUUACGUCGCUAGGCCUAUAGGUGUCCCAGGUGUAAUUACCACAAAAUUCCAUCCCAAAAAUAUUCAUUUGUCCCAAGAUUUUUAAUUUGAUAUAGCCGUUUGACAAAGGGGCAAUUCCAUAAAAUUAUUAUGUACGUUCGACCCCCUAUAUAUCUGUAUGUGGGACCUUCGUGAAAUGUUCUGUCUCUGAUUUUUUUUUUCUUUUGACAAUCUCUAAUGCUCUCAAUUCUCAAAUGACCAUGACUUGGUCAGUUUAUGAAGUGAAGUAAGACUUGAGAAAAAUGGUGCUCGGACGAACAAAAAGGUUGAUUAUUUUAUGGAAUUGCCCAAAGGCAUAUACCUAUGAAUAUGAUUCGCAAUAUUGGCCGGUCGUGGAACUUUUUUUUUCAUACGCCAGUGAUGCUGAUAGGGCCAUUACAAACAAAUCUAGUUCAUCCUUGUUUUAGAAUAUUUUCCUGGCAAAAAAAAAUUUAUCAUUUCUCAAAAUGUUUCCUUAGGAUAACAGAAUAAAGGUUUCCUGGAAAAAAUAAAUUAAAAUUGGAAAAAGAUAUGUGUUUACCAUGUUUACAUAAGAAAACAAUGCAGCCGCUGUAUCAGAAAUCAUCUUAAGGGAUUUUAAUCAUUAUAAUAUUUAUGAAAGAUAUAUUGUGCGUGUUACUUUCAGCAUUAAACCGCAUUAAAAAUGGAAAAAUGAAUCGCCAUUAUCAGUGCUUGCUUACCUCAUGCAAAUUUAUAAAAAAUACCAUAAUUUUUUAAGAAAAUUUUAACUAUUACUUUCAACUAAAAUUCUAAAAAAUUAACAGUUUCGACGUUAACAUACAAUGUUAUACCUAUUCGACACAGAACGAAUGUUUUGUUUAUUUGUGUGGGUUUUAUAUUUUAGAUACAAAUUAAUUGUUCUUUAUUUAAAGGACAAGUCCACCCCAACAAAGAGUUAUUUGAAUAAAAAAGAAAAAUCCAACAAGCAUAACACUGAAAAUUUCAUCAAAAUCGGAUGUAAAAUAAGAAAGUUACGACAUUUUAAAGUUUCGCUUAAUUUCACAAAACAGUUAUAUGCACAUCCUGGCUGGUAUGCAAAUGAAGAGACUAUGACGUCAUCCACUCACUAUUUUUUUUGUAUUUUAUUAUGUAAAAAAUGAAAUAUUCUGAUUUUCUCCUCAAUGGCAAGUGAUACAACGAUAAAUUCCUCCCUGAACAUGUGGCAUUAUCAUUGUUUAAUACUAUAUGUUUCAGUCAUGUUGCUCCUUAUUGUCAAAUCUAUAAAAAAUGAAAUAUUGUAAAAUUCAAACAAUAAAAAACAAAAGAAAGAGUGAGUGAUGGACAUCAUCGACUGACUCACCUAAUUGGUGCAUAUUACAGUUUUGUGAAAAAUAAGCGAAACUUUAAAAUGUCAUAACUUUCUUAUUUUACAUCAGAGUUUGAUGAAAUUUUUAGCACUAUGCUAGUUUGAUUUUUCUCUAUUUUAUUCAAGUCAGCAUUUUCCCAUGUUUCCUGGGGUGGACUUGACCUUUAAGGUACACUGUUAAAACUGACGCCAGUUGGCAUGGUUGGAGUCCCAAGAAGACCGCGUCCUGAAGUGUUAAAAUUGACACCAAAGAUGUGUGCUAUAGUAACAACCAGGGGUGUUGAACAUAUUGAACUAACACUUUAAAUUUUACACCAGAUUAAAAUGACUGGCGAGGUCGCCUAUAUAUGUACAUCGGUUAACACCAAAGUUUUGCUGUGUAUAGGUAUAAUUAUCGAGCAUCUUCUCAAUCAGUUCAAUUUUGAAUGGAGGAUAUUAAAUCGUCUCCAAGGAAGCUUUGAGAUUAAAAUGCCCCCAAUGAAGAAAAGGAAAAUAAUGUAACGUUGGAUUAAAAACAUAUUAUUUGCAACGUUGAAUCAAGGAUGAAAUGUCUUAAAGGUCAAGUCCACUCCAAUAAAAUGUGGAUUUGAGUAGAAAAAGAAACAUCAACCAAGCACAAUGCUGAAAUUUUCAUUCAAAUCGGAUGUAAAAUAAGAAAAUUAUAGGCCUAUAAAAUAUCAAAAAAUGUUACUUAUAUUUUCACAAAAAAAGUUAUUUACACGACAUAAUGAUAUCCAAACGAGAGAGCCCAUGUCAUACUCAUUAUUUUCUUUUAUGAAACAUGAAAUACAAGCAAUUUGUGCGGAGUUUACAAACAGGAACAAUCUUUUUGAAACUGCUUGCAUAUGCAACAAUGGCAAUCGCAUAUUUUCAAGGAGGAAGUAAACCUUGUUUAACAUUAUAACGAAGGGAAAAUUAAUAUAUGUAAUAUUAUGAAUACAAAAGAAAUGGUGUAUUGGCGACGUCAUCUGUCCCCUCAUUCGCAUACCAACAAAGAUGUGCAUACAAUAUACAUGUUCGCGAACUCAAGCGAAAUUUUCAAUUUUUGUCUUACUUUAUAUCCGUUUUUGUGUUCUUGUUUGAUUUUUCUCUCAGUUUUUAUUAAACUCAACUUUUCGCUGGUGGGGCGGAUUUUGUCUUUAGGGAUGUAAAGGAACUUUUUUUCUCGAUUUGAUUAUUUUAUUCAUACAACUUUUGAUGCAUGUAGUCGGUUAAAAAGAUUUGUUUUGUCCAUUUCGUAAUAUUUUCUUCAUCGUAAGUCAUUUGAUGGAAAAUACUGUAAAUAAACGAAGGAAGCUGC